AUGUCUAAUUAUCACGAAAAUCCAUUUGCGUCGAACCAUUCGCUGGAUGCUAACCCAUUCGACGAUCCGACCGACAACCGCACCGCACAGACCACAUCUAAGCAGGUAGACCUCGAACGCCGCGAGCGAGAACUUGCAGCAAGAGAGGCCGAAAUCUCGCGUCGGGAGACAAAUAUCAAACACGGCAAGAACAACUUUCCUCCAUUCUUCCCGCUGGUAUUUCAUUCUAUCAGCGAUGAGAUUCCUGAGCACUCGCGGCCACUCAUCACUCGCAUCUUCCAACUAUGGCUUGUUUUGUGUCUAACACUCAUCAUUAACAUGGUUGCAUGCAUCUUUAUCCUCACCUCAGGAGGGAGCGAUGGAGGGAAAGACUUGGCGGCUAGCAUCAGUUAUGUUCCAGUUAUAUCUGUCCUCUCGUUCUUGCUUUGGUACCGACCAAUCUACAAUGGGUAUAUGAAAGAGCAAUCCUUGUACUACUGUAGCGCAGGUCUCAUCAACACAGUCGCAUCCUUUUCUCGGGGCGGAAGCGGCAUUGUUGCAGGUGUUCUAGGUAUCAUUGCAACCGUGGGCUGGACUCUCCAAGGCGUUGGAAAUGGCUGGUAUUAUCGAGAGAUUUGGACACACCAUCACGAUGCAGGCCAUUCUCUCUCCAAGGCAAAGGGAGAGCUCGCGCAACAUGGCGCUAAAGCCCAUGUCUGCCGCUGGAACACCCCUCCCGCUCCUCAAGCUGAGGCGGCUGGUCACAUUGAUCAAACCCAUUCCGCACCCCCUGCGCCUCAAAUGUACCCACCCCAUAUCCCGCCUGCGGCUGUCGGCGGAGCCGCAGUUCCCCAGACCGCCUCGCUCUAUGUUGGCGAGCUCGAUCAUACAGUGAGCGAGGCUAUGCUCUUUGAAAUUUUCAACAUGAUUGGGCCUGUCGCCAGCAUUCGCGUUUGCCGUGAUGCGGUUACUCGUCGCUCCCUUGGAUAUGCAUAUGUUAACUAUCUCAACGCCGCUGACGGCGAGCGCGCGUUGGACCAACUAAACUACUCUAUUAUUAAGAAUCGUCCCUGUCGUAUCAUGUGGUCGCAGCGCGACCCCGCCCUCCGCAAGACGGGUCAGGGCAACAUUUUUAUUAAGAAUCUCGAUGAGGCAAUCGAUAAUAAGGCCUUGCAUGAUACCUUCGCGGCCUUUGGCAAUGUCCUCUCAUGCAAGGUCGCCACCGACGAGACCGGCAAAUCUCGCGGCUAUGGCUAUGUCCACUACGAGACUGCCGAGUCUGCAGAGGCUGCGAUCAAGGCUGUCAAUCGCAUGCUUCUCAAUGACAAGCAGGUGUUUGUUGGCCACCACAUUUCUCGCAAGGAGCGACAGUCGCAAAUUGACGAGGCGAGGGCUCAAUUCACCAAUAUCUACGUCAAGAACCUCGACACUGAUAUCACUGAGGCCGAGUUCAGGGUCAUGUUUGAGGAGUUUGGUAACAUUACCUCUGCCGUGCUCCAGACCGACAACGAGGGCAAGAGCCGUGGCUUUGGUUUUGUCAACUAUGAGAACCACGAAGAGGCCGAACGUGCUGUGAACGAGAUGCACGAGAAGGAGAUCAAAGGCAAGGUUCUCUUUGUCGGUCGUGCACAGAAGAAGUCCGAGCGGCAGUCUGAGCUUGCUCGCUCUCACGAGGCGGCCAAGCAGGAGCGCCAGAACAAGUACGCUGGCGUCAACCUUUAUGUCAAGAACCUGGACGACGACGUCGACGAUGAUAAACUUCGCGCGGAAUUCGAGGCCUUUGGUACCAUUACGUCUUGCAAAGUUAUGCGUAACGAGCGGGACAUUUCUAAGGGCUUUGGCUUUGUCUGCUUCUCGACUCCUGAUGAGGCGACCAAGGCCGUAACCGAAAUGAACAACAAGAUGAUUGGAACCAAGCCUCUUUAUGUAUCUCUUGCCCAGCGUCGUGAUGUUCGUCGCCAGCAGCUCGAGGGUCAGAUUAUGCAGCGCAACCAGAUGCGUAUGCAACAAGCUCCUAUGAUGGGUCCUGGAUACAUGCAACCUCAGAUGUACUAUGGACCCGGGCCCGGCGGAUAUCCUCCUCAAGCUGGCCGUGGCGUUAUGGGGUACCCUCAGCCUGGUAUGAUGCCUCCUCGUGGCCGCUACCCUCCUGGGCAACCCAUGCAGGCCAUGCCCGUUCCGGUUCCGUAUAAUAGUGGUACACCUCAAGGCUACCCCUCUCAGAACUAUAAUCGUGGUGCACCCCCCAAUGGGUCCCAGGGCCCUCCUCGCUCCAACGGAACCAAUGCGCCGCCUCAACCUCCUGCCAACGCUGCCCCUCGUCCUGUCGGUGGCGCCCUGUCGGCUGCCGCUCCGGGUGCCAAUGGCUCCCGCCCUGCCACCGCAACUCCCGUUGCCCCAGCCGCCCCCGGUGCCCCCGCUGGAGGCAUCCCGGCAAACAGGCCUCCUCCCGCUGGUGCCCCAGCUGCGGGCCGUCCUCCUGCCGCCACAGCCACCCCUCGAAACCCGAGCGCUCGUCCCGCCGGUCAGGCUGCUUCCACUCCCACCCCCGAAUCGACCUCGGCUCUUACCUCGCAAGCGUUGGCCGCGGCUAGCCCGAUGGAGCAGAAGCAGAUGUUGGGUGAAAUGAUUUACCUGCAGAUCUAUCAGUCAGAGCCUGAACUUGCUGGCAAGAUUACUGGAAUGUUACUUGAGAUGGACAAUGCUGAACUCUUGCAUCUUAUCGGUACCCCUAACGCGAUGCAGGAGAAGCUCGAUGAGGCUAAGACUGUCUUGAAGGACUUCUCGACCGGUAACCCUGCCGAAUAG
Molecule: messenger RNA, 2787 nt
Organism: Rhizoctonia solani
Lineage: Eukaryota; Fungi; Basidiomycota; Agaricomycetes; Cantharellales; Ceratobasidiaceae
Product: RNA recognition motif protein
Exons: 15
Coding region: 1-2787 (928 amino acids)
Biological process (GO): protein transport
Cellular component (GO): membrane; ribonucleoprotein complex
Molecular function (GO): RNA binding
Source: RefSeq, a predicted model, not a curated record